Fusarium odoratissimum NRRL 54006 is the source of this 2167-nucleotide messenger RNA. RefSeq lists its product as uncharacterized. Lineage: Eukaryota; Fungi; Ascomycota; Sordariomycetes; Hypocreales; Nectriaceae. The coding region runs from base 361 to 1584 and encodes 407 amino acids. The record is from RefSeq and is a predicted model, not a curated record. The transcript has 2 exons. Gene Ontology annotation, molecular function: protein dimerization activity.
GUUCGUGUCUGCAUGUGCAUGUUCCGUUUGGUUCAUCGAUUGUCGUUGGAGCAUGUCUGGUACUGUAUCCGUAGGUUGAUCUCGGUGACCAAUUUAAUGUCUUUUGCCCCCAUGCCCGUAUCUUCAUCUUGACUCUCAAACGAGACUGGAACUUGACUGUCUUUGGGACUCCCAUAUACCCUUUUCCUCAAAAAUUUCAGGAUAGCCACAGUGGUUGUAUCUCUCCCUUUAUUUAUCCUUCCCUUGAGUGCUCUCUUGAUUUAAACUUUGACCGUCGUGUUCGAUUGGCCAUCAUUCGCGAAGAGCAACUAAGUAUCAUCACUGCCUUUUGAGGACGAGUUCAGACUCCACGAUUCCAGGAUGCCUCGACCGGGCCUUCCUCUCACACCGGGUUCUUCAUCUGAUAUCAAGGGCAAGGACGGAACUCAACAGCUUUCCUCAUUUCAGCUGUCUUUUGAAUUGCCGCCUCCAGCAAUUCAUGAUGCUUCCCGCAUAUCGCCGACCAUGUCAUCUCAGGUCUCACCAACAGAUACAAAAUCGCACCGACUCACCACAACGUCCCCAGGAGCAACAUACCCAAUGCAGCCUGCCGAGACAGUGAAGGCACGCCGCCGUUCUUCUGCUGCGAAAGACCAAAAGGACAAUUCGUUUGCCCUGCCGCCUCCACCAACGAGAUCACGCAAAAUCAUCCAGAUGAAGCCCCGGCAGGAUGGUAAUGGUGACAACGGUGGCAGCAAAGAUAAAGCGAAGACGACCAGCAAGAACUCUGCAUCAGCAAAAACGGCCACAGCAGCCAUUUCUAAGUCAACAACGUCAGGAUCAGGAGAUGCGGCCGCGGACGACAAGGCGAAGAAGAAGCAACCGAGUGCUACAAGCGCAGCAGGUCGAAAAAUUGCCAGAAAGACCGCACACAGUUUGAUCGAGCGUCGAAGGCGGAGUAAGAUGAAUGAGGAGUUUGCCGUGCUUAAAGGAAUGAUCCCGGCUUGUACAGGAGAUAUGCAUAAGUUGUCGAUCCUCCAGGCCUCGAUCGAAUAUAUUCGAUACCUGGAGGAUUGCGUCUCCAAGCUGAAAGCACAACAGGAGGAAGAUAAUGGUCAGACCGAGUCCGGGCGGCAAACACCCACGGGACGCGACCGUUUGCCGUCUAUUCGUGAAUUUCACCCGACUUUUCAAGAAGACCCAGUCGGCGAUGAGGAUGUCGAGAUGGAGGACUCCGAUGUUACGUCGCCUGCCAUGACUGCAAUGUCAGAUCGUAACCCUCGCCACCCAUCAGUGUCUCCUGCUCUCCCACCUCAGGAUUCUCGCAACAGGGCGCAAUCAUAUUCGUCUGUUUCAACCGAUCAUCGACGUUAUAGUUACAGCGUUUCUGCUGGCACAUCUCCAGCAUUCGGCCCACAGAUAUAUGGGGCGCCACAUUAUGCCCGCAGCGAUGCCUCAGCACCUGGUUCAGCGUUGACAAGCCCGGCUCUCAAUCCCCAGAGCGAACUUGAUCAAGAGGCCAUGGCUGCAUUGCUGAUGCUCAACAACGAUCGUCGUGACUCAAAAGGCCGAGGGCUUUCAGUGCGCGAUCUCCUAAGCACAUAAGAGUCAUGGUACACAGCCGACUAAUGGGCAUGUUCAAGCUGGGUUGAGACUGUAUCUGCCACAAAAACCUUGCCUUGCCUUGGCAUCGACGCAAAGCAUCUGGAAGGACUUCGAGAGAUUUAAUAUUGCCCUUGAAGGUCAAAGAGGGCAGACCAUAUUUGCUUCAACUGCGUUUUUAUAGGAACCAUAGAUCUGGUCAAAAGUCGAAGGAAAAUAAAGAGCUGUAUCUAUUGGGUUUGUUUUGGACGUCGGAUGAUGAGAAAGCGGAACACGAGAUCAUGGUGGGAAACCUGGACCGGUUCACUCUUUGCAAGGAGUUGGAAAGAAUGAUGUGGGGGUCGUUUUUAUGUUCAUGCCCUCUUGCCGGACCGUUUUGGACGAUUCGCAUUAUUCAAGAAUCACUUCUCAAUACAGGAAACUCUGCAACAAAGAAGUAUUAUGAUAAUUAUAUAUUCCAUAUCACUCAGGGAUGUGGAUAAUAUGAACUAUGUAAUUAAUUCUAUGAAAUGUGUAUCUUGACACUGAUAUUAGUCUGUCUCUUACUAAAGUUUGAGUCUUUGGCUUCCAGCCAUAUCGUCCCGAG